This is a messenger RNA of Eutrema salsugineum, 4216 nucleotides long. RefSeq names its product protein LONGIFOLIA 2. The record is from RefSeq and is a predicted model, not a curated record. Gene Ontology annotation, biological process: regulation of monopolar cell growth. Bases 947 to 4027 code for a protein of 1026 amino acids. Lineage: Eukaryota; Viridiplantae; Streptophyta; Magnoliopsida; Brassicales; Brassicaceae. The transcript is spliced from 5 exons.
UUCUACAUUUUAUUUAGAAAAGAAAAAGAAAAAGAAAAAUAGAAAAGAAUCCUUUCAUUUCUCCAAUAAGCUGUAUGUGGCUACAUUUCCGGUUUGUGCUCUGAGCAGUUACCAGUGAGAGUACAAACAGAGGAACAUUUAGUCCCUUCUUGGAUCUGGAUGAGAUUCCUUUGUUCCUUUCUUUUAUAAUCUAUUCUUCUUCAUUUGGCGGUUUCUCUCUUCAUCUGCAACUCUUCUUCUCCCUUCUUUUCAUUGGUUCUGUAGAUUUAAACGCACAUUUCUGUGUGUUUAAGACUGAUCUUUUUCAGACAAACUACAACACAUGUUUUAGUGUGUUUGUUCAUCUUUCUGUUUAUGGUUAGAUUCUUGUAAGAUUGGAUCCAAUUUCCAAAAGGGUUUUUUAUCUUUCUCCCUUCUCCUUUUUAUAUUCAGUGGAAUCUGGGAAUCUAGGUUUGUAAAAAGGCGCAAAUUUUUUAUUUCUUUUAGAUCCGUAGGUUGCUAUUAGUGUGAGACUCAUAAUUCUGAUCCAAAAGAUUAGAUUUUUUUUUUUUUAAUUUGUGAAUUUGGGUUUCUUGAAGCUUCUGAUUAGCUGGAGAAACAAUGGGGGGUUCUGAUUUGAAAAAUUGAACGGGUUCCAAGUUUUCUACAAAGAGAAAGGCUAAAACUUUGGAGUUAUAUAAAUAUGGAAGGUGCAUCAUUCUCGUUAUGGUUUUAAUGGUGGUUACUGUUGCUGAUAGAGAUAGAGAAAGUAAAAAGAAAGCUUUAAAAGCCAUCUCUUCCAAAUUAUUGCAAACACAUCAUUGAGGCAAAAAGUUAGGGUUCUUUGGAAAUCAAUAAAGGGAAGAGUAAAAGGGGGAACACAAGGCAGAAGAAAGCGAAAAAAAGUAGUCCUUUUUCUUUCUGCAGAAAGUUCCGGCGCCGGAGAAUUGUUUUGUUAUCUAUAGAAAUGGCUGCGAAGCUUCUGCAUUCAUUGGCAGAUGAUAGUGCAGAUCUGCAGAAGCAAAUUGGAUGUAUGAAUGGGAUUUUUCAAAUCUUUGAUCGUCACCAUGUUCUCACAGGCAGGCGAAAAAGCCUUACUUUAGGUAAUGGAAAUGCCAGUAGUAUCAACUUUGAGAGAGAGACUGUUGACACAUGUUAUCAAACAAAAGACACUUUUCAGGACUCAAACAUUGGUACAAAUGUGAAAGAGAAGCAAAGGGUUUCAACAGAAUCAUCGAGGGUUUCUUUUUCAUCUUCGUGCUCGUCCUCCCUAUCGUCUUCUGAGUUCAAUAGAGGAGUUCCACCUGAAGCUUGUGCCUAUGACCAAGCCAAUUUCCCAGAAUCUCCUACAAGCGAUCCUGAGAUGGCAGAAGGGAAUGGAUUUUCACAUCUAGGACUUGACCUCAGAGAUGUUGUGAGAGACUCUAUGUAUAGAGAAGCCAGAGGGCUUUUGAUUAAGACUCCUAUGACAAGAGAGGAAGUAGUUAGACGCAGCAGAAGAGAGGAUUCUCCAAGGCCUCAUGGUUUGAAGCAAUCUACACCUGCUGAUCUCAAUGAGUCAUUCAGAUUUCUAGCUAGACUUAGAGAAUCACCUCAACAUUAUAAUGAGGUUGGAGCAAAAGAUGCACCUCGUUACUCCGUUGAUUCUCACGAUACGUUGAAAUCCAGACAGAAGUUGAAAGAGUUGCCUAGGCUUUCUCUGGAUAGUAAAGAACGAGUGGUGCGAAACUCCAGUGUUGAUCUUAAAUCAGGUAGGCUUUCUGAAAGUUCCAGCGGAAGCUCAAGCAGCAACAAGAAACGGCCUCCCAGUGUUGUUGCAAAGCUCAUGGGCUUGGAGACAUUGCCGGGUUCUCCAUUGGGUAGAGACAUCCAUCAGUUUGGUUUGAACAAAAUCGACUCUUUCGACCAUAACAACGAUCCAUUCUCAAGAUCACUGAGGGAGAAAAAUCUGAACCGUACAAUCCGGUUUUCUCCUAGCUCACCGAGAAGCUUGGGGAAGGAUCCGUCUUCUCCAAGAUGGAGAAACUCUGAUUUUGUUAUGAAACCUCUAUCAAGCUCAAGAUUUCCCAUUGAACCAGCUCCAUGGAAGCAACCUGAUAGAAACCGGGUUUUGCAGAAGCAAGCUAGCAUGCCUGUGAAAGCAGCGCCGUCUGAAGUACAGAAAUUUUCUCCUACUGUGUACAGUGAAAUGGAGAGGAGAUUGAACGAACUUGAGUUCAAACAUUCGGGAAAAGAUCUGCGAGCUCUUAAACAAAUAUUAGAGGCUAUGCAAUCAAAGGGUUUCCUGGACACAGAAAAACAACCACAAUCCUCAAACUUGGCAGCUCAAAGAGAUUACGAAAGAGCAAAUUCUGUGACUUCCAACCAAGCGAUGUCAUCCAGAACGAGAGCCCCGUCUUCUUCAUUUUCAUCUAACCAGGUAUAUCAAUCCCCGAUUGUGAUAAUGAAACCUGCUAAACUUGUUGAGAAGGCUGGUAUUCCUGCGUCAUCCCUUAUUCCCAUUCAUAGUCUAUCUGGACUUAAUAAGAUCCGAAGAGAAAAACCUGAUGAUAAAGGAACUUCAACAAGUAGUAAACGGACUACAAAAGACUGUAGUCCUGGAAGGGCAAGAGCUGAAUCAUGUAUCAGCUCUGUUGAUAAGAAAUCUGACAGCAGAAAUGUGCGGUCUUCUUCAAAGAAGCCUCAUCAGGUUCCCAAAGAAAGUACUUCAAAGAGUUCAGGAUCUGUAAGUCCAAGAUUGCAGCAGAAGAAGCUUGAGUAUGACAAACGUUCACGGCCACCAACCCCUCCAUCUGAUUCUAGUAAAUCAAUGAAACCAUCAAACCGACAACUCGCGGAAUCUACUUCUCCUGGUGGCAGACGUAGACCCAAGGCUCAAAAGAAUUUGCAGCAAAAUGAUGAUCAACUUAGUCAAGCGAGCAAUGAAUCUAGGACGUCAAGCCAUGAUAUGUGUACUCAAUCUGAAGCAGAAGCCGCUGCUGGUGUAGAACAAGCAACUGAAGCCGAUGGUGGUAAAAGUCCAUCUAUAAUCGAGGCAGCCAAAGCUGUAGUCUCUAACUUAAUGCAGAAUAAAUCCAGUCCAAGGUUUAGUGAAGAUGGAUCGUCAGCAAACCUUUCACUAAUUGCUUUGGAACAUCCAAGUCCUAUUUCUGUUCUCGACUCCUCAAUUUACAGAGAGAUUGAACCAUCUCCUGUGAAGACACAAGGUAAUGUUGCCCAUGACUCUGGUGAUGACCAUUGUGAGGACCAGUGGAAUCCAGCUUACAGUUUCUCAGAAACCACAUCAAGCUUUUCGCCAGAGAUAAACCGCAAGAAGCUUCAGAAUGUUGAGCACUUGGUUCAAAAGCUCAGACGACUGAACUCUAGCCAUGAUGAAGCCAGCCAAGAUUACAUUGCAUCACUCUGUGAGAACACAGAUCCUAGCACCGAUCACAGAUACAUCUCCGAGAUUCUAUUAGCCUCAGGUCUCCUCCUCCGAGAUCUUGGCUCAGGAUUAACAACGUUUCAACUACACCCUUCAGGCCACCCGAUCAACCCAGAGCUGUUCUUUGUUCUUGAGCAGACAAAGGGAAGCAGCUCUACGCAUCUGUUACACAAAGAAGAAAACAAGGUUUUGAACAAGGAGAAGCUCAACCGCAAACUUGUGUUUGACACCGUUAAUGAAAUUCUUGUGGAGAAACUAGCUUCGGUUGAAGCCACGAUGAAUCCAUUGAUGAAGUCAUCAACUAAGAUGACUAAGAAAGCCAUGAGUGCGCAACAGCUACUGAAAGAACUGUGUUCAGAGAUAGAAACACUGCAAAAGCAAGCCACAAAGAGAUCAGAAAACUUCUUGUUGGAGGAAGAAGACGACUUCUUGAAAAGUAUACUAGCAGAAGAUGUGAUGGUUCGGUCUGGGAAUUGGGUGGACUUCAAUGGAGAAAUCUCAGGAUUGGUGCUGGAUGUGGAGAGGCUUAUCUUCAAGGAUCUGGUGAAUGAGAUCGUACAUGCGGAGACUGGCCGUCUGCAAGCAAAGUCAGGAAGGCGAAGAACGCUUUUCACGGACCAGUAGCUAAGGCUGUUGAAGAAAGACUAGAUAUAUACACUAGUAAUUACUCUUCGUACGCUAACUCUUUAACUGUGUUAAGUGUUUCUCUCUGGUCUUUCUUUUGCUCUGCUGAUUCAUAAUCAUAUAUUGUGACUGAAGUUCUUGAGAUGGUUACCUGAAAUAAAACUAUAAAGCGGUAUAGAAGCAAGAGAA